Molecule: messenger RNA, 1515 nt
Organism: Talaromyces atroroseus
Lineage: Eukaryota; Fungi; Ascomycota; Eurotiomycetes; Eurotiales; Trichocomaceae
Exons: 1
Coding region: 1-1515 (504 amino acids)
Biological process (GO): chromosome segregation; CENP-A containing chromatin assembly
Source: RefSeq, a predicted model, not a curated record
AUGGUCAAAAAGAAGAUAACCCGCGCGCCUACGACGUCUAGCCUUCCGAACAAUCUCCGGGUUCCGAGCAACACUACCUCGUUGGUGCGAGCUUUGGGGAAACUGUCACGGCAAUCUCUGUUGGAUCUUGUUUUCACCUGGCUGUCUAAGAAUAAUGUUCAGCUAUACCCGCCUUUUCUAGCUCGGGACCUGAGCAACAUCGCUAGCGACCACGAGGAGUCUCCCUAUCCAGCCGCUGAGAGUGUGGAGGAAGUGCGCGGGGCUUAUGAGGAAUUGCGACAGAGGAAAGGUGGCAAGAGAGAAGUUGUCGACCGAGUUUUGGAAGGCGAUUGGCGACAUGGCAUCACGCUCGGCCAGCUGGCAAUGAUCGAUAUCCGAUAUUUGGAGGAUCAUCCAGCUGCCCAGAAAUGGACUGCGUUUCGCCUGGCGUUGACUGACAGGAAACAACAAUCAGAAGAGAAUGAAGAGUCCUCAACAGAUCUUUCUGCAUCUCUCCCACGGCUGCAUGCUGCGAUGUUCUUGUCAAAUCUCCACCGUGAAAUAUCGCCCUUGGUCAAGGCGCAUUAUCAUCUUGCCAGGUCAAAGUCUCUUCCCUUGACCUUUCUACGAAUCUUCACCACCGACUCCCCGUAUCAACACCCACAACAUGGUGCAGGGACAUAUCUGGAUUCCGCACGGAUUCUAUACAUUGCAUUUCCCGACAGUAGCCCCUUCAUUUACACGUCCUUGUCGGCCUCGACGGGCACCAAGCCGGGCCCCGCAACCCAGACUGCCGCCCCUCUAGCCACCGAUACUCGAACAUUGCGGGCAAUAGUUAGGGAUGCACUACCAACAGCAUUGUCAAAGCAACAUGAACGGUAUAAGUUAGAGGCCACGUCGCUGACUGCAAAGAACCUCGACACCAUGCUCGCGCUCCGCGGACCAGGCAGGACGAACAUGGCCAACGGCGCUUUUAGCAUCUUUGCCGAUGCUGUUAUUGAAGGCACGCCGAUUGACCCGCGUCAGCCUGCGACGGUAUCACCAGAAGAUUUCCGCGCUACAGGUACUACGAACGACGAUAAGGAGAACAACAGCACAUCACAAUAUUCCGCAGGUCAAGAAGAUCCGAAGCGAAAAAACCGCAGUCACACACAUGACGACCAUAGCGGGCGCAUGGCUACAUCGCCCGCCACAAAACGACGCAAAGUCGCCGUGUUAUCCCGAUUCGGCACUUCUGGAACGCCUGCCUCUCUAGCGGUUCUUAACCGAUUAGACAUUCGUCUGCAGGACCAUUUAGAUGAUAUUCACGACAAAGACCUUGAUAAUGACGACCAAGAUCAACAUAUCCAAGAAAACAGCGAAUACACCAUGUCCCUCUCCUUUACCGGGAAUAAUGUAAUUGCUGGGUUCCGCCAACUGGCGGAAUUGGGUGUUGUUGAUCCUGAGCGCAUGCCCUCGUGGAUGACUGGUGAGGAAGGCGUGAGUUCAGCUGUGAUUCGACGUGGGAGAAGGCCUGGUACAGUUGCGACGGAAUAG